UUGCGUGAGUAUAUUGAUGAUACAGAGGAUUAUAUAAACAUUCAGCUUGACAAUCAUCGAAAUCAACUGAUACAGUUAGAGCUCUUUCUAAGUUCAGGAACAGUGUGUUUAGCCAUCUACUCAUUGGUGGCUGGAAUAUUUGGGAUGAACAUCCCAUAUACUUGGAAUACGGGACACGGUUACAUGUUUAAAUGGGUGGUCAUAGUCACAGGGACUUUCUGUGCCAUGGUGUUUGGACUUAUCAUGUCUUAUGCUCGGUUUAAAGGCCUUGUUGGAUCUUAA
Molecule: messenger RNA, 282 nt
Organism: Ilex paraguariensis (yerba mate)
Lineage: Eukaryota; Viridiplantae; Streptophyta; Magnoliopsida; Aquifoliales; Aquifoliaceae
Source: the annotation of a GenBank genome assembly